GAACCUGGCGGGUUCAGUGGUGCUCGACACGUGACGGUUGACAGGUCGUUAGUCCGGUUAAGAUGUAAUGUAGUAAUUAUUGUUUUUGUAUCACAUCAGAGUGAGAAUUCAUCAUCACGGCUAAUUGAGUCAUGGUGAACCUCAAGGUCGAUCACCUUUGGGGAAGUGCUGGUGUUUUGAUCAAUAGCUCCAAUUCCUCCAGACCCAUCGAUGUUGGAGCCCGCUGAAUCAAUGGUUUAAUGACUAAGUUUCUCUAUUUGGGAGACAAUCCCUGAUUGAUACGAAUCGUCCAUCAUCAGUUGUUCGCCAAGUAGUCAAUCCUUCCGGUGACCAAUUAAUCAAUACCUAGCUCAACAGGUUGAGAACAGCUUCAUCAGCGGCAUCUGUGUCUUGGACGAGACAAAAUUCAAACAUCGAUGCUUUUGUGAUGUCUCUUCCAGAGAUUAUCUCUGGUCUCUUCCUUUGACAGGGAGGUGUUACUUGUAUAAUUAAAUUCAAUUAUUUCCUUGAUUGGAUUGGAUUUCCUUGAUGGUCAUCUCGCAUAUCGAGAAAUGGUAAUGGAACGGAUGUGAUGACAUUUUUUGUUGAUCAACCUCGAUUUUUCGCGCAAAUUGCACAAUCUCUUUGUACGCACACGUGCGCAAGGGUGUGACGUACGUCAUCAACUUAGGGGUAGCCGGGGUGUGGCGAACGCACUCUGGAGGGGAUUCUCAUGCUGAGUGAUGUGGCAGAAGAUUUGAACAGUGCAGUUGCGAAUCGUUAUCACCCGUUAAAAAUUGCAUGUGAUAGUGGAGACAUUUUAGCGCAACAAGCGACAGCUGCUUUGACACUUGAGCUGGUCAGCCAGAGAGACGCUUCCUCAUUAGCUUCAAUUAUCUGAUUUGGCAAUUGCAAUUAGGAAGUCGGAGGGAUCAUUGACGAGUUGUUCCAGCAUCAAUCAUUUAUUUCUAACGAUUUUAAUUGACUCGUUGAGCUUCUGUGGGGAUGUAGCUGGAGGAAAACGUGCGUUUGUUUAUUUAUCGUCGAUGGAAUCGAUGAUUAAUUGAAAAAUCAUAGCCACUGUGCAUUGUUUCGCAAUAUGAGCGGCUUUGUGACGUCGACCUUGGAGCUAUCGAACGCGUGGGAAUUCGCUGCCGCUUAAAAGUCUAUCCGGAUUAAUUUAUCAGUGAAUUGGAGAGCUCCCGUUUUUUUAUUGGUGAUAAGCGAUUUUUCGGCAGGUGCUUUAUCGCAGUGAAAAUGGAACUAUUGUUUUCUUUUGAAUUAUGAAUUAUGUUUGCUCAGAUAGUGUGUUUUUUAAUCUGUGAUUAAUUGAUUUGGACCUGAAAAAUUAUUACAGUAUUUUUCUACUUGUGAGGUUUAUGGUUUGAAAUUUUCUUAUUAAUUUUCAAUUUAUUGAGAUACCGCGAUUACCUGGAUCAUUAGUAAAAUGGAAAAACUGAUAAUAUGACGAUUUUAUCGUGAACUUCAGUCGCACUGAAGCCCAGUAAAUGUCUUCGAAUCGAUAAACUUGAGGAGACUCUUGAGGAAAAUUGUGGAAAAAUUAUUGAGGAAAACAGAAGAGGCGUUUCUUAUCGGCGGGUUAUCUCGGUCGGUGUAAUGCAUGUGGUGGAUUUAUUUGAAUGAACCAAGUGAACAGUUAAUGCUGACUGAUCAAGAACAGACGGUCUAAUGUAGUUAUGUGGAAUUGCGACUGCUGUUGAAUAAUUUAUUGACAAUAUGGAUUUGAUCAGAAACAGGAUCAUAACGAGAUUCGAUGAACUACGGUCUCGUUGCAGAAUUUAUUUAUAUGGACAAAACAUUGGAAGUAGAGCGGAAAAUGGGGGUUCCCAAGGUGGCGACAGACGUCCACCCGAUCAAGACAGCCAAGAAGAAAGAGUUGUAUUCAUUAAUGCUCCCCAUCAGCCAGCCAAAUACAAAAACAAUCACAUCACAACCGCUAAAUACUCAUUACUCUCAUUCAUUCCUUCAUUCCUAUUCGAGCAGUUUCGUCGAUACAGUAACUGCUUCUUCCUCUUCAUUGCACUGAUGCAGCAAAUCCCAGAUGUCUCACCCACUGGCCGUUAUACGACUCUCGUUCCACUUAUCUUCAUUCUCAGUGUGUCUGCGCUUAAAGAAAUCGUCGAAGAUAUUAAAAGGCACCGAGCCGAUGAUGAGAUAAAUAUGCGUGAGGUAGAAGUCCUGAGGGACGGUAAAUGGCAAUGGAUCCAGUGGAGAUCCGUGGCAGUGGGUGACGUUGUCAAAGUGCACAACAACAAUUUCUUCCCUGCAGAUUUGAUUCUUCUGUCGUCAUCCGAGCCUCAGGGGAUGUCCUUCAUAGAAACGGCCAACCUCGAUGGCGAAACCAAUCUCAAAAUUCGUCAGGCCCACCAAGAGACAGCAAUGUUACUGGACACUGUGGAACUGAUGAACUUCAAGGCGAACAUCCAGUGUGAGCCACCGAAUCGUCAUCUCUACGAAUUCAUGGGAGUCCUUCGUGAAACGAACAAACAGCACGUGGCACUGGGACCAGAUCAACUCCUACUACGCGGUGCAAUCCUCAGGAACACACGAUGGGCCUUUGGAGUCGUCGUCUACACGGGCCACGAUACGAAGCUCAUGCAGAAUAACACAACAACAGCUCCAUUGAAACGAUCAACCCUCGAUCGUUUGACGAACACCCAAGUGCUGAUGCUAUUCUUCAUUCUCCUACUGCUGUGCCUUGUCUCUGCUAUUUUUAACGUAUUCUGGACAAAUGCCAAUCAGGAAGGCCUCUGGUAUUUGGGCCUGGAGAACAUGAAGGGAAUGAGCAAGAACUUUGCCUUCAAUCUCCUCACGUUCAUUAUUCUCUUCAACAACUUGAUACCAAUUUCCCUCCAAGUGACUCUCGAAGUCGUUAGGUUCAUUCAAGCGACCUUCAUAAACAUGGACAUCGAGAUGUACCACGCCGAGACGGAUACUCCAGCAAUGGCUAGAACCAGCAAUUUGAACGAGGAGCUGGGAAUGGUGAACUACGUAUUCACCGAUAAGACAGGGACACUAACCAGGAAUGUUAUGGAGUUCAAAAGGUGUUCAGUGGCAGGACGAAUUUAUGAUUUACCAAAUCCUGGAGAGCCUCGGGGCUCCGGCGAGCCUGACAGUGACCUAAUACGAGAUAUUGUCGAUGGGAGAGGAGACACGAGUCAUCCUAGGUCGAAUGAUAAGAAGAAGUCCGUUCAUGCUGAUAUCCUUCACGAGUUCAUGGUGAUGCUGUCGGUUUGUCACACGGUGAUUCCCGAACGGGUGAAUGGACACAUAAUUUAUCACGCAGCAUCACCAGAUGAAAGGGCUCUUGUGGACGGUGCCAGAGUAUUCGGUUACAUUUUCGAUACGAGAACUCCAAGUUAUGUGGAGAUCGAAGCACUAGGGGAAAGACAUCGUUAUGAAAUUCUCAAUGUCAUUGAGUUUACGUCUGCAAGGAAGAGAAUGUCGGUGAUAGUGAGAACACCCGAGGGUAAGAUCAAGAUAUUCUGCAAAGGGGCGGAUUCUGUUAUUUAUGAGAGAUUAGCCUCGAGGGCUGGCGACUCUGGGGGUUUCGACGGAGAUGAUGACUUCAGGCAAUCAACACUCGAUCAUCUCGAGACUUUUGCCACAAAGGGCUUAAGAACCUUGUGUUUUGCCUCAGCAGAUCUUCCUGAGAAUAGAUAUAACUGGUGGAAAGAUAUUUAUCAUAAUGCUACAGUGACCCUGACAGAUAGAGAUGCGAAAUUGGAAGAGGCUGCUUCGUUGAUUGAGGUGAAGUUGAAUCUUCUUGGAGCCACGGCUAUUGAGGAUCAUCUUCAGGAUCAGGUACCUGAAACUCUUCAAGCUCUCAUCGAGGCGGACAUCAAUGUCUGGGUUUUGACAGGUGAUAAGCAGGAGACAGCCAUAAACAUUGGUUACUCCUGUAAAUUGAUAACUCAGUCCAUGCCACUGAUAAUUGUCAACGAAAGUUCCCUGGACAAGACGAGAGACGUUAUCGUCCAGCACUGUGCGGACUUUGGGCCUGAUCUCAGGUGUCAGAAUGACGUUGGAUUGAUUAUCGAUGGAAAUAGUUUGAAGUACGCACUGUCCUGUGACUUGAGGCGGGACUUCCUCGAUCUCUGCACGUCGUGCAAGGUCGUGAUAUGCUGCAGAGUCUCGCCGAUGCAAAAAGCAGAAGUUGUAGAUCUUGUGACAAGCAAUACCAAAGCUGUUACAUUGGCUAUUGGCGAUGGAGCAAAUGACGUUGCAAUGAUUCAAAAGGCACACAUUGGGGUGGGAAUAUCCGGGGUCGAAGGACUCCAAGCUGCGUGCGCUUCUGAUUACUCUAUUGCCCAGUUCAGAUUCCUCAAGAGAUUGCUGUUUGUUCAUGGCUCAUGGAACUACAGCCGAAUGUGUAAACUCAUUUUGUAUUCUUUCUACAAGAAUAUCUGUCUUUACGUUAUUGAACUGUGGUUCGCCAUAUACUCCGGCUGGUCCGGUCAGAUUCUUUUCGAAAGGUGGAGCAUUGGACUUUACAAUGUCGUAUUUACAGCUGCACCACCUCUUGCUAUGGGACUAUUCGAUAAGGUGUGCUCGGCGGAAACGCAUCUUGCACACCCGAGAUUAUACGCUGCCAAGAACACAAACGAAUCUACAUUUAAUAUUAAGGUGUUUUGGGUGUGGAUUGUAAAUGCAUUAGUUCAUUCGUCUCUGUUGUACUGGUUAUCAUUAUUGGCACUGAAACAUGAUGUGGUGUGGUCGAAUGGACGAGACGGAGGUUAUAUAGUACUAGGAAAUUUUGUAUAUACCUAUGUGGUAGUUACUGUUUGUGGAAAAGCUGGCCUCAUAACCAAUUCAUGGACGUGGGUCACCCAUCUAGCCACGUGGGGAUCGAUAAUACUUUGGUUCUUGUUUAUAUUGAUAUACAGUAAUUUUUGGCCAGCAUUGAAUGUCGGGGCUGUGAUGCUUGGCAAUGACAGAAUGCUCUUUUCAUCUCCUGUGUUCUGGUUGGGACUGGUUCUCAUCCCUUCAGCUGUUUUACUUGUCGACGUCACGGCAAAAGCUGUGAAGAAUACUAUGUUUAAAUCACUAACGGAGGCAGCAAGGGAACAAGAAAUUCGAAAAUCCGACCCGGGUCACUUAUUCACAGACCAAGAUUACCGAAGCUCAUUGACGGAGACCGCCAGGCUACUGAGAAACGUUAAAAGUGUUUUCAUGAGAAGAUCUAACGCUACGACGAGAGUUAAUGUCGAGGUCGAGCUGUCACAUGGAUUUGCAUUCUCACAAGAGGAGGGCGGCUCAGUGACGCAGACAGAUGUGAUAAGGGCAUACGACACGAAUCUUCCGAAACCUGGUGGCAUGUGAAUCUAUCACCAAACGACAAUUUCACGCUAUACGUAAUAAAUAAAGAGUUGAGUCUAAAUUUUGAUACAGUGGAACUCGCAUCUCAGGUCAUUGCUAAAAUUGCAAUAAACUCGCUGGCAUAAUAAUUAAACGAAUCAAUCGACCUGACGUUUUGGAAAUUCAAACGAGAGACAGAAUAAUCAGAAGAUUUUUCAAUCAUUGACAUUUCAAAAUUUCCUCAAUAAAAUGGACGACAAAAAUAAAAUGGUCAAUUUCAAAUAAGUCAUUGAAGAUGAGAGGAAGUUGAAUGAAGCCUUCGAAUUUAACUUACAGUAGAUUCUGCAGUAAUAAAACGUGAAAUUAAACGAAGUCAUUGAUAGACGAUUUGAUUUAUGCCUAAUGAAGGAAUUCCAUUCGAUUUUUUGUGUCGCUUGUGGCAAAAAUAAACGAAAAAGUCUCCAUUAGUGUUCUCACAACCUGAAAACGACAGUAUUCAUGCAAUGGCCAGUAAUGAGUUCUCUAAUUAACUGGAAAUUAAAUAAUUAAUAACCGAAAGUGAUCGGAUUUUCAUUGUCAAUGACAGUUCCCCUAAUUUUAGAAAAACCGAUUGAAAUGAAGAUGAAAGGCAAAGUGACAAUUCAAAUUAUUUUUCUAGCCCAAAAAGUGAAUUGUAAUGGAAGUCAUAGAAUUCGCUAAAUCAUUUUUUUAAUUCUAAAGUUUCCCCUUCUCAAUUUAAGAAUCGCGCUGUCAUCACAUCAAGAAAACGGCAUAAUAAACGAUGAAAAAUAAAAAGUUAGUUCAAUGUAUCAGAUUAACAGAGAAAACUUAAUAAUCGCGUGAUUUUUAAAAGAUGCAAAGUAACUGAGUAAAUCCCGAGAAUGGAUUAAAUUCAAAUUAACCUGGAAAAACUCGUAUUUUAUAUAUUUUGAGAUAAAUGUACGAGGAAUUGUCCUGAUAACAAAUGCAUCCCAUCGUAACCCAAAGAAACCGAAAAAAAGUAACAAUUAUACAAGAAGAAUAAGAGACUGUUUCAUUGCUACGUCUUAAUCGUUCAAUUUUCAAUUAAUGUGUGUAAAGUGUACAUAAUUUAUUUUUUUUUUCAUCUAGUCGAACGCUGUUACCUACUUUCAUUCGAAUGAUCCUGUGAAACAUUUUUCCUCUCCAGAAAUCAUUGUUUGACUAUAUUUUUAUUAAAGAUAAUUGUCAUAUGGAUUUAUUGAGAGAUUAGUCGGUGUAUAAAUCAUGUUCUAAACAGGAAAAAGAGUAUAAAAAGAAAUAAAUAAAUGUGUACAAGA
Fopius arisanus is the source of this 6596-nucleotide messenger RNA. It is a transcript of the gene ATP8A, whose product is annotated as ATPase phospholipid transporting 8A1. Gene Ontology annotation, cellular component: plasma membrane. Lineage: Eukaryota; Metazoa; Arthropoda; Insecta; Hymenoptera; Braconidae. The transcript is spliced from 10 exons. Gene Ontology annotation, molecular function: magnesium ion binding; ATP binding; ATPase-coupled intramembrane lipid carrier activity. Gene Ontology annotation, biological process: phospholipid translocation. The record is from RefSeq and is a predicted model, not a curated record. Bases 1717 to 5322 code for a protein of 1201 amino acids.